GGGGCUGAGGGGAUGCCGGUGCGGAUGGCGGCCGCAGUGCCUCCCAUGCAUAGCCUGCGCUUGGAGAACGCGUCCAUCUUGUCUGAGGGGGCUCUGCAGGAUGGGCAUCGCCUCUGGAUUGGAAACCUGGACCCCAAGAUUACAGAGUACCACCUUCUUAAGCUCCUUCAAAAGUUUGGCAAGGUGAAGCAAUUUGAUUUUCUCUUCCACAAGUCAGGCGCUUUGGAGGGGCAGCCCAGGGGCUACUGCUUUGUGAACUUCGAAACUAAGCCGGAAGCUGAGCAAGCGAUCCAGUGCCUCAAUGGCAAGCUGGCCCUGUCAAAAAAAUUGGUGGUGCGGUGGGCCCAUGCCCAAGUCAAGAGAUUCGAUCAGAAUAAGAAUGAAAAGAUACUGCCUAUCAGUCUGGAGCCCUCGUCCAGCACAGAGCCAGCCCAGUCCAAUCUGAGUGUUAGUGCCAAGAUCAAAGCCAUUGAGGCCAAGCUGAAAAUGAUGGCGGAGAACCCCGAUGCAGAGUUCCCCCCAGUGGCUGCUUACUCCUACUUCAAGCCGCCUGAUAAGAAACGGACUACUCCGUACUCCAGGACAGCCUGGAAGUCAAAGAGAUGAUCCCGAUGAGACAGAUAU
Messenger RNA from Euleptes europaea (tarantolino), 624 nucleotides. RefSeq names its product RNA binding motif protein 18 (gene RBM18). Gene Ontology annotation, molecular function: RNA binding. The record is from RefSeq and is a predicted model, not a curated record. Bases 13 to 606 code for a protein of 197 amino acids. The transcript has 6 exons. Lineage: Eukaryota; Metazoa; Chordata; Lepidosauria; Squamata; Sphaerodactylidae.